CUUUUCUUCAAACAACUCUUGGCGAGUGUUCCAUUAUGAUGGAGAGACAUUCGGUUGCUUUGUUUACAUUCCUUUUGUUCAUUUUUGUUCUCAAUAUCUCAGAAAUCGCGGCGGUGAAGUCAAAAAUUUGUGAAAAACCUAGCAAGACAUGGUUUGGAGACUGCAAACACACAGAAAAGUGCGAUGAACGAUGCAUAGAUUGGGAGGGUGCUAAGCAUGGAGCUUGCCACCAACGUGAAGCCAAAUACAUGUGCUUUUGCUACUUUGAUUGUGAUAGCAAAAAGAAUCCUAAAGUACCCAAACCUCCUCCAGGUGCUCCUACUAAGCCUCCAGAAGGUGGCGGUGAAGGAGACGCUCCACCAGAAGGCGGUGAAGGAGGAGGUGGCGGUGAAGGAGGAGGCGGUGGUGAAGGAGGAGGAGGUGGUGAAGGCGGCGGUGGUGGUGAAGGAGGCGGCGGUGGUGAAGGAGGAGGUGGCGGUGAAGGAGGAGGUGGUGAAGGAGGUGGCCGAUAA
Molecule: messenger RNA, 512 nt
Organism: Erigeron canadensis
Lineage: Eukaryota; Viridiplantae; Streptophyta; Magnoliopsida; Asterales; Asteraceae
Product: anther-specific protein SF18-like
Exons: 2
Coding region: 36-512 (158 amino acids)
Biological process (GO): defense response
Source: RefSeq, a predicted model, not a curated record